AUGCCGGAGUUGGAGAUGAAGGAGAGGGAGGUCCCCGAUGCACACUUCACGGUGGACAAGCAGAACAUCUCCCUCUGGCCUCGAGAGCCUCCUCCCAAGCCGGAUCUGUCUCCAGUCCUAAGGAGACCUCUCUGCAUCCCAGCGGCCUUCAUCUGUCUGUUGUUGAUGCUGGUUGCCUCCAUUGUGUUUCAGGCUGUUUUCUAUCCCAGGGUGAUGGACAAAAUAUUGGAUGUGAAGAGUGACGCCCAGGUGUUGAGAGGUCGUGUGGACAAUAUCAGCACCCUGGGUGCUGAUCUUGUGAGGGUCAGAGGCCGUGUGGAGGAGGCUGAAAUUCAGAUGAGGAUAGUGAACACCAGCCUCAGCCAAGUGCACUCUCAGAUCCUGUCUUUGGAAACCAGCAUGGAGUUAGCCCAUGCCCAGAUCGGGGUAUUGACAAGAAGCUGGGGAGAGAUUGAUAAUCUCAAUGCAAAAAUCCCAGAGCUGCAAAGAGAUCUGGAUAAAGCCAGCACCUUGAAUGCAAAGGUCCGAGGCCUACAGAACAGCUUGGAGAAUGUCAACAAGCUGCUCAAAAGACAGAGCGACAUUCUGGAGAUGGUGUCUCGAGGCUGGAAGUACUUCGAGGGGAACUUUUAUUACUUUUCACGCUCCCUAAAGACCUGGUACAGCGCUGAGCAGUUCUGCACUUCCAAGAACGCUCACUUGACCUCAGUGACCUCAGAAUCAGAGCAAGAGUUUCUCUACCGGGCAGCAGAUGGGAUCCCCCACUGGAUUGGCCUCACCCAGGCAGGGAGUGAAGGGGACUGGCACUGGGUGGAUGAGACAGCAUUCAACAAGGAGCAAAGUGGGAGGUUCUGGAUUCCAGGUGAGCCCAACAACACGGAGAACAACGAACACUGUGCCAACAUCAGGGUGUACGCCCUCCAGUCCUGGAAUGAUGCUUCCUGUGACAAUAAGUUUCUUUUCAUCUGUAAGCAGCCCCAAAUCUAAGCAGUCCCAUGACAGUCUGCCUGAGCUCAGCAUUUGCCUGCAACAGUGACCCAGCUUGAAGGGACGCCUCUCCCAUGAUGCUCCAUGAUUGCUCUGUGCCUUAAGUUUUUCGUGCUUGAAAACUGUCCCAAACACAUCCUGGAGUCCAUACAUCUUGGGUGGGAAUUCUCUGCCCCCAGAGGACCUUGUAGGCACUUGGGAUAAAUGGGUGAAUGUAGAAGUCCCUGCUGCCCAGGUGAGGCAGGUCAGUGCCCCGAACAUUUGGUUUGGAUUUUCCUGAUCCUUCUAAGAAGCCUUGGCUGACCAUAUGAAAGCUACACUCAAGCAUGACCAGUGUUUGAGAAGACAGACAUGCGCAAUUUAAACAUAUCCAAUUUAUACAUGGAACACCACAUGGCGCUCCCAAAUAUGUAAAUAUUUAUGUGUCUAUUGCAAAUCAAUGUAAAGGCUUACUGUCUUUUGACAUGUGUGUGUAUCGGUGCCCACAGAGUGCAGAAGAGAGUGUCCAGUCCCCUAGAAUUAGAGGUAUAGAUGUUUCUGAACAAGCUGAUACAGGUGCUGACAUCCAAACUCUGGUCUUCUGAUAGCGAAGUAAGCGCCCUUAACUGCAGAGCCAUCUCCUCAGCCCCACAGAUCUGAAUAGUAGAACGGAAUAUAGAAGGACGCACAGGAAGGUUGAGGUGUGGCUCAGCGGGGGCUCACCUGGAGCUGGACCACAGAGCAGGUGUGUUGGAGCACUGGGAUCCCAGGCCUGAGGAGGUGGAGGUGGGAGAACCAGAAGUUCAAGGUCCUCCUUAGCGACGUAGUGAGCUUGAGGCCUGGCAUGCAUGGUUCUGUUUGGAGAGAGGAGGCCGUUUGCCUCAGGAUAACUAAGCUGCUCUUUCGGGGUCCCUCUAGGUGAGACCACAGUUCCCAUAUGUCUGCUCAGGAGCCCGGUGGGAGCUCUGGGCGUUUCCCACGGGAAUAGCUGUCCUUGGUCACCCUGUCCACGCCGUGUUCUGUCACCUCUGCUAUCCAUGCUCUCUAGCGCUAAUCCAGUGCCGGUUGGGGCUGGUGGGUCCUCUGUCUUCUCUUGAGCUGCCUGCUCAGCUCUCCUCCUUCCUGCCACAGGUCACCACAUGCCCAGUCCUGCACCCACCCCCGCGUCUGGGGCUCCUGCCUCUCCUCUCCACAGUGUUUCCUCUCUUGCUGUGCCCUGUGCAGCCAAACCCUCCUACUUUAACACCUCUUAGCUCGAAACCUCCCUUGGAGCGCAUGUUUUCAUUCCCAGUGGCCACUGUGAACCUGAAAGAACAUGCAAUCUUGGGGUACACUCAGGGCCGGUAAAAAAAAUCAAGAAUAAGGGCAGCCUGGCCCUGGAAAUGCCAAUCACCAUGGUCAGGGCUUAUCUUCAGUUUCUAUGUGAGUUAACAAUGGUAGGGUUUGAAAAGUCUUUUCUGGGAGCUGCUGGGUAGCCUUCUGUGCUCCAGCCCUGGUCCCAGGGGGACCUUUCCCGAGGUCCUCACUCUUCACAGAGGCUGGGUGUCCAGAUACAAGCCAGAAAAUGU
This is a messenger RNA of Meriones unguiculatus (Mongolian gerbil), 2534 nucleotides long. It is a transcript of the gene Cd207, whose product is annotated as CD207 molecule. The transcript has 6 exons. Gene Ontology annotation, molecular function: signaling receptor activity. The record is from RefSeq and is a predicted model, not a curated record. Bases 1 to 987 code for a protein of 328 amino acids. Lineage: Eukaryota; Metazoa; Chordata; Mammalia; Rodentia; Muridae.